Messenger RNA from Larimichthys crocea (large yellow croaker), 2002 nucleotides. It is a transcript of the gene dlk1, whose product is annotated as delta like non-canonical Notch ligand 1. Gene Ontology annotation, cellular component: plasma membrane; protein-containing complex. The record is from RefSeq and is a predicted model, not a curated record. Gene Ontology annotation, molecular function: calcium ion binding. Lineage: Eukaryota; Metazoa; Chordata; Actinopteri; Sciaenidae. Bases 257 to 1435 code for a protein of 392 amino acids. Gene Ontology annotation, biological process: heterophilic cell-cell adhesion; establishment or maintenance of epithelial cell apical/basal polarity. The transcript is spliced from 7 exons.
GGGAGGAGCGUGUUGCACUGGGACGAUGCACGAUGCAGCAGUCCCGUCAAAACGUCCAGGUCCUCCUCCGGCAGCCCGACCUCUGAUACACCUGUGGUGAGCAGCACGACGCUUGGAUUUUUUUCUUUAUUUUACUUUUGCAUUAUAAACCAAAUGGAUCAAAUAUGACCGAAGCCGCUUGGAAUCAGAGCGCCGGUGCGACAUAGCAGACGCAUUUGGUUCAGGACAAAGAAAGGGGGUCUCGCUCGAAAUUACGAUGCAUCUCACAGCGGUGGUCUUCUUUCUGGUCGUGACAGGCAUCGCCAAAGGUUGGGAAUGCAACGGGGGGUGCAACACAGAAAAUGGGUUUUGUGAGAAGCCAGGGAAGUGCAGGUGCAAACCAGGGUGGCAAGGAGAGAACUGCAACCGGUGCGUGCCCUUCCCCGGCUGUCUGCACGGCACAUGUGAGAAAGCAUGGCAGUGUAUCUGCGAGGAGGGCUGGGUGGGAAGCCUCUGUGACCAAGAUACUCGCCUGUGCUCAUCCAGGCCUUGUGUUGGUAAUGCCACCUGCAUAGAGACAGGAGAGGGGGGAUACCUGUGCAUCUGUCCCCAGGGCUACACCGGUGAAAACUGCCAACUGAGGAAAGGACUUUGUCUCACAAAUGGCUCUCCUUGUCAGAAUGGAGGCACAUGUGCGGAUGCGGAUGGCUCAGCAGCUUACUCUUUCUGUUUAUGUCCCCCUGGAUUUUCUGGAGACUUCUGCGACAUCAGUGUUGACAGCUGCCAGCCUAACCCCUGCCUCAACGGAGGCAACUGUACAAACCACGGCCUAGCUUUCACAUGCGUCUGUCCGCAUGGCUUCACUGGUUUCACUUGUAAUGACACCACCAGCCUCUCCCCCUGCGCCGGCAGGCCCUGCGCCAACCGGGGCACAUGUGUUGGUCAACCUGAUGGAACCUUCCAGUGCAUUUGCCAGAAAUGGUUUACAGGACCCACAUGUUCCCUGCAGCACAGGCCGAAGGCCAAGACCAAGCCGGUCAGUGCCAGACCUGUGGACCACAGAGUGUUUGCACUGACUCCGCAGCACUACUCCCUCCCCGCUCACACUUUCCACAAGCUUCUCAGACCGCCUGAGAGAGACCUGCUCAAGAUAACCCUGAAGGAAACAGUCCACUCCCCCGGCGUCCUCGUCACCCAUGGUCAGCUCGUCUGUUUCGGCAUGUUGGCUCUGCUCACCUGCCUGGUCAUCUUGGGCACUACAGGCAUUGUGUUUUUUGGCCGCUGUGAGACGUGGCUGGCUAAUGCCAAAUACAGCCAGCUUGUCCGGCAGCAAAGAGAACACCUGCUGAGAGAAGCCGGCGGUGUGAGCCAGGAAGAACCGGAGCACUCAGUAAACAUCAUCCUGCCAGAGAAGAUUAGACUCACCAGCUUUGGGAGACACUACACCUCCAUCUGAUUAAAUUGUCUCUCCCUUCUCUCCUCUCUCCCUGUGGAAGGAGUUUAAUAUGAAUAUAAAAAUAGCACGAAGCAAAUACUAUGACUGUUGUACAGUUGUGUUAAUAAAAUGUGAGAUACUGGACUACACUGGAUUAUAUUUGAAUGUAUAGUCUACUGGACUAAGUGGACAACCAUGACGCUGGAUUGUAAAUGUACUUUUAAUUGUACUGUUGAAAAAUGACCCGUUAAAAAUGUAUGAAAUUAUAAAAGAUGCUCUUCCAAAUAGCACCUAGAUGGCCGGUUAAAAAAAAAGAUGUCAUUGUGUUGUAUUUGUUAAAGCCAUUUUUGACUUCACAGCCAUGGUUCAUCUGCUUUGUUACAUUUUGAUCGGAUAAUAAUGGGAUUAAUAUUACAAAAGGAGAAAUUAUCUAAUGAUCUAAAAAUAGCCUCUAACUAUUUGUAAUUCAAGUACUUGUACUGUUGAUUUUUAAUUUGUGAAUAAAUUAUACUAAGAUUUUAGACCAAAGCUGCCAACAUGAAUCGGUCAGACAGAAAAUUAAUCAGGAACUAUUCUGAUAAUUCUCAA